GUCAUAAUCAUUCUUGACCGAACCUUGGCGACAACCAUACGUUUCAAACAACAUAACGUGACUUGUGUGACUUAUAUGCAUUUUGGCUGUAUCUACUCCGGUCGGGGGGUUAUCAGUGCACUUGGUCAGUGUUAUUAAAAAAAUAAUAAGGUUUUUUAUUGGUGAGCAAUGGUGGACAGUCAGUGCGGAGCGCGGCAAGUGAAAACUUACAUCAUGAGUGACUUAUUAAAAAAGUUCGAUUUGGACGCGACAAAUGAUUUUGUGAAAAUAGCUAUAGCUAUAGCCGGCUUUUAUAUGGGAAUAUUUUAUUUGGAAUACGUGGACACAGAAUACAGCUUGUGGCUGACAUGGUUCCUCAUGCCAGUGGUGGUGACAUUCCUCCUGCCAGCCGUCAUCAUAGUACUUAUAUACGUCAGCGCCAUCAUAUUCCACCUCUACAGGCUCUACAGGUUGCGGGUGGUGGAUGGGGUCCAGAACGACUGGCGGCAGGCGGCGAGUCUCGCGGUCUGCGCGCUAUGGGACGCCCACGGGUGGCUGUGGCAUGGUUACGAGAUCCAAGGCAUCGAAAACAUUCCAAACGGGCCGUUCCUAGUGAUCUACUACCACGGCGCGCUUCCCAUCGACAUGUAUUACUUCACCGCUCGCAUGCUCCUGUUCAAGAGAUUGCACAUACACACAGUAGCUGAUCGGUUCAUGUUUAAGAUACCCGGCUGGAAAACACUUCUGGAAGGUCUCUGCGUGAUUCCCGGCACCGUGGGCGAAUGUGUCGCGGUGCUGCAAAAGGGAAGCCCGCUGGCCAUCUCCCCCGGCGGGGUGUACGAGGCGCAGUUCGGGGACCACACUUAUAAACUAUAUUGGAAGAAUAGACUUGGCUUUGCGCGUGUCGCUAUACAGGCUAAAGUGCCAAUAAUCCCGAUGGUGACCCGCAACGUCCGCGAGGCGUUCCGCACGGUCGGCUGGCUGCGGGGCGCGUGCCGUCGCGUGUACGCGGCUACACGCGUCCCCCUCGCACCCGUGUACGGGGGGUUCCCCGUGAAGUUGGUCACGCACUUGGGGAAGCCGAUCGAGUACGACCCCAGUCUGACGCCGGAACAGUUAGCUAAGAAGGUAUCAAAAGCGAUAGAGGAUCUCGUGGAACAGCACCAGACCGUCCCGGGCAACAUCCUGCGCGCGCUGACGGAGCGCGUGGUGGCGCUCCCCAAGCGCCGGCCGCAGCCCCCGCGCGGCAAGCUCGCCAACGGCGCGCCCGCCGCCGGCCCGCCGCCGCCGGAGGACGCCAAAACUAAAGUCUCAUAAAAUUGGUAGGUUCCUUAGGUUUAUAUUUAGUAGAGCACGCUGGCUUAACCCCUCGGUUCUGACAAAAAACCUUGAAGGUUUUUAAAAAUGAAUUCUAAAUUCGAAAAACGCGGGGUUCUUAUUAGGGUUGUCUUUAAAAGUGACGUUCGUUAAAAUUUCAUUUGACAGUUCUCUUUAAGCUUGAUAACGACUGUGACGUUUUUUAACAGGUUUUUUGCCCGCCUUGUCUCUAAAAAACAAAUAUACAUAGUAAACGGCCUCCGGUAGUGCCUACGAAGCGGGGGGUCUCGGGUUCGAAUCCCGGUGAGAUCAUUUGUAUUGUGGCCCUUGUGUUGUGUGUGUUUAUUUGUGUGUUGUUGUCUGAGUUAAGGAUGUUAUCUUUGUAUAUGUUUGUAUGUCGUCGCCUAGUACCCACAUUACAAGCUUAGCUUAGUUUGGGGCUAGAUCGAACUGCGUAAGAUUGUUCCCAAAUAAUUAUUUAUUCAUAUUUAUAAAAAUGUUACAUCCGUUACAAAAUGAACAGAGACAUAUCCUAUUAUUUUCAUGCUCUGUCUGUAUCAUUAGGUAUUUAAAUAAAAGUAAACAAAAUCUACCCUCAAAUGGCUCCUUAAGCCAAUUGAGGGUAGAUGAAAACAUUACACGAUCAAAUAAUGUAGGAGCACAGAAUAAAUAAUAGUACUGCCGUACAGAAAGGAAACUUCCCACAAAACCGAAGUUUAACAGCGGUUCAGGGUCAAAUCAUGCUAUCCCUUUCUAAUAUAUGGCACUAUCCCUUUCGGCUAUUUAGGGUUGUCAAAAUUCAAGUGAUUAUCUUAUCUGUGGUCGUGCACGCGAAAGGAAGUCAAGUGGUGCCAACCCUAAUAAUUGCUCGGAGCAAUGCUGAGCCGAGCGGAGCCGAGUUUGGCCGAAGUCAGGAGUUUCGCACCCCUGGUAGGAGUCAGGUCAUUCAAUGAUUGAUCGAGGCGGUUUUGUAUUUGGUUGGUUAACCAAUAAAUGUUAUAACUACCUGAUAAUUUACAAAUUGUUUGUUUAUUUUUAUUGAAACGCCUAAUGAUACAGACGUACAUAUAGUUUAUUGGUCCAAUAAAUUAAAAUAUUAGAUAUUUCAAUACAUUCGUCUAGGUAUAGGUAUAUGUGUGUGCUCUUAAAUAAGUGUAUAUUUUGUAGAUAUACGUAGACAGACUAGCCGUAAGACCGAUUUCUUUUGUAGUUUUUUUGUUGGUAGAUUUAGAUAAAAUUUGGUUUGAAGAGGUUGGGCCUAAUACAUAUGAAAUCACAACUUGUUUCAAAUAAAUAUAUGUAAUUUUCCGUUUGGUUACGAAUAUUACAUACGUGUUCCGUAACUCAGAGGAAGAUUUUUAGGACAUAGGGUGGAAUUGCAGUAUAUUGUACAGUCUAGUAUAAAAAUAUGGGUGCACUCAUCAUACUCAAAAAUAUGUCGUCCCAUGGCUCUUAUGUCAGCGAAUUAAGAACUAUGGGACAUAUUUUUUGAGUAAGUUGUAUGCACCCAUAUUUAUACACUUAAUUGUAUAUACAAAAUAGAGAACUCUUAUUUAUCCUUCUAAUUUUAUCGAAAUCGAACGAAAACAAAAUUAGUCUAAAUGUACAUUAAAAUGUACAUAUUCGUUGCAAUCUAAUCUGUAGUAUUUCUUUUGUUUCAUUGUGUUUUAAAACAAUCGAAAUUCGUUCCAAUUUACUUAUAGAACAAGGUUCAAAUUUAAAUUUAAACUUUUUAUGGUGGGUCUUAUUA
Cydia splendana is the source of this 3046-nucleotide messenger RNA. Its product is annotated as DGAT1/2-independent enzyme synthesizing storage lipids. NCBI's taxonomy places the organism in Eukaryota, Metazoa, Arthropoda, Insecta, Lepidoptera, Tortricidae. The transcript is spliced from 7 exons. Gene Ontology annotation, molecular function: acyltransferase activity. The coding region runs from base 169 to 1296 and encodes 375 amino acids. The record is from RefSeq and is a predicted model, not a curated record.